GAGCUUUACCGAUUGUUAAUUUAGCAAAGUCGGUGUUGUCUCGUUGAAGAAGAUUGAUGUUGUCUUGGAAAUUAAGCACAUUGCCACAAUUUGUGCCACAAUUUCGUGAAAUAUGACUACCUAAUUGUGACUGCUUUUCUCCAGCUUGGGAGUGUCGGACGAUAUUCUCGUUUUAUAUUUUGCGAGGCGCAUGUCAUUUUCCUGUUGUCCUGCACUCAGGUCUGAUGGUGACGUUUCUGUACACGGCCAACCUGAUCUCCUCAUUGACUGUGAGGGACCACCCCAAGCCCCUCACGUGCUUGGACGACUUCGCUCGUAGAACCGACUGGAAGUUCUCCACCUGGAAAGAAGCGCCGGCGUUCGAUGUGUGGAAGAAGAGCGACAACCCGAGCGAGCGGCACCUGUACCAGAUGCGAGAGGCAGGCGACCAGUUCCUGGAUAUUGACGGCAGCGAGGAGUCGCACCGGCAGUGUCUGCGACCGCGCGUGCUCUGCUACUACGACCUGCGCCACUACUUUAUCGCCACUGGGGCGGACGCGUGCGUGCUGCAGCCUCUGGAGCAGCAGCGCCCCUCGGUCACCAACAACUACAUCGUGCUGCGGAAACGGCUCGGCACGCUCCGACAGAGGGCCAACGCCGCGCUGCUGCGGCUCCGUGAGACGGGCGUGCUGCGGCACCUGUACCAGUUCUGGUUCGCCGACUCCCGGGUCAGCUGCGCCGCCCACUGGACCGAGGGUCUGCCGAUGUCGGCCGGAGACACACAGGCCGUGCUGAUGGUGGCGCCCCUCGGAUGUAUCCUCGGACUGCUGCUGCUGCUGCUGGAGCGGGCUAUCGCCUGCCGACGUCCCAGCCACCGGCCGACGCGGAGAUUCCACCCGCCGAGUCAGACGCAGGGAGACCGUGUGACUCCGGUGGUCGUCAACGACAAAAUGAGCUCGAUCGGUGCUGCUCUGGUUUUCCAAAACGAUUCUCGGCCAGCGAGAUUUUAGCUGUGAAUGACGAUUAUGAAUACAUAUGUGUAAACAG
Messenger RNA from Amphibalanus amphitrite, 1026 nucleotides. RefSeq lists its product as uncharacterized. Bases 225 to 989 code for a protein of 254 amino acids. NCBI's taxonomy places the organism in Eukaryota, Metazoa, Arthropoda, Thecostraca, Balanomorpha, Balanidae. The record is from RefSeq and is a predicted model, not a curated record. The transcript has 3 exons.